AUGGAGAGGGUUGCAGAGCCAAAGGUACUUCCUCGGUCCUUGCCCGUUUUGGUUGAAGUAUCUCAUGCACACAAUGCUGCAAUACGAGAAGCUGGCCAAAGACUAAAUGGGCAGGAUGUUUCGGGUGUGCGAGGGAUUCCAGCAAGAGAAGGGACUCAGUUUUCAAAGUCACAAGACGGCCCUAUGACACGCCUUGCCUCCAUCAGAGAAGUGGCUCAGUUAUCAAAUGCAAGAAUAGUUUUGGUAAGAGAGGAUAUGGGAUUCGAUACACGAUCCUGUCAAGAGCCUCCCUCCCCUGUGCCUACAAGAACGUGGAAAGGAAAGGGCUCUUUACCAGAAGCUGUUGAACUUGUGUCUGAUAUUCAGCCAUUGAAGGGUAGGAAUGAUUCUUUGGGGGAAACUGGUCCAAGUUCGUUUGCUGGUGCAAGUCAUCCCCCAGAACCGGUUGAUACUGAUCUUAUGAGAACGGUUUAUGUACCAAUAGGUCAAACCAAAUCUGAGGCAGCAUGCUUAAUGAAGAGUGUGUCCUUGAAGGGUCCUUUCUUAGAAGAUCUUUCAAUUCGUGUUCCCACCAAGAAACCAAGUGUGGCUGUUGAUUCUCCGGCAGAAAGCCUGGUUGAUGAGUCAAAUGAGAUGGGUAAUUUACCCUCGACACCUUCAGGUGCUCGUGCAUCACAGAAUACUGAGAACUCUCCACUUGCCCCAGAUUCUGAGAAAGAAUGUGUUUGGGAUGCAUCUUUGCCUCCAAGCGGUAAUGUCAGUCCUCUUAGUAGUAUUGAUAGUACUAGCGUUGUCAGAACAAUGAGCAUCGUUAAUAGUUGUGCAAGUACAUACCGGAGUGAUGCAGUCACUAGUGAUGGGAUGCUUAGUUUGGACAGGAAUUGUGAUAGCACUAAAGGAAGUGUAAGAGGGGAUUCACUUGAGAGUGGAAAAACUAGUGCUAGUCGAGCAAGUGAUAGCAGUGGCCUCAGUGAUGACAGCAACUGGAGUAACAUAACUGGUAGUGCCAAUAAGCCACACAAAGGAAAUGAUCCUAGAUGGAAGGCUAUCCUUGCCAUCCGAGCACGUGAUGGAAUUCUAGGCAUGAGUCAUUUUAGGUUACUCAAACGACUCGGUUGUGGUGAUAUUGGAAGUGUAUAUCUCUCAGAACUGAGUGCAACUCGAUGCUUUUUUGCAAUGAAAGUUAUGGACAAGGCAUCCUUAGCGAGCAGAAAUAAGCUGACCAGGGCUCAGACAGAAAGAGAGAUAUUGCAGUUGCUGGACCAUCCAUUUCUGCCUACUUUGUAUACACAUUUCGAGACUGACAGAUUCUGCUGUUUGGUAAUGGAAUACUGUCCAGGGGGUGAUCUUCACACCUUAAGGCAACGACAACCUGGGAAACAUUUCUCAGAGUAUGCUGCACGCUUUUAUGCUGCAGAGGUCCUGUUGGCACUUGAAUAUCUUCACAUGCUUGGAGUGGUGUACCGAGACCUCAAACCUGAAAACGUACUGGUUCGAGAUGAUGGUCACAUAAUGCUCUCAGACUUCGAUCUUUCUCUCAGAUGUGCUGUUUCACCUACCCUAAUCAGAAACAUUGACGGGGAUCCCUCCAAACGAGCCGGUGGGGCAUUUUGUGUGCAGCCGGCUUGUAUUGAGCCUUCAUCAGUAUGCAUCCAGCCUUCAUGUUUCAUGCCUCGCCUCUUUGCUCAGAAAAAUAAGAAGUCACGGAGGCCUAAAGCCGAUCCUGGCCUCCCAUCCAGCACACUUCCUGAGCUUGUUGCAGAACCAACAACUGCUCGGUCGAUGUCUUUUGUUGGCACUCAUGAAUACCUUGCCCCUGAAAUCAUCAAAGGAGAAGGUCAUGGAAGUGCAGUUGAUUGGUGGACAUUUGGAAUUUUCUUGCAUGAGCUAUUAUAUGGUAAGACUCCUUUCAAAGGAUCAGGAAACCGAGCUACCCUGUUCAAUGUAGUAGGUCAGCAGCUCAGAUUUCCUGAAUCGCCGGCCACCAGUUAUGCCAGCCGUGAUCUCAUCAGGGGCCUGCUGGUGAAGGAGCCGCAGCACCGGCUCGGGGUGAAGAGGGGUGCGACUGAGAUCAAACAGCACCCAUUCUUUGAAGGUGUGAACUGGGCUUUGAUCAGGUGCAGUACGCCACCAGAAGUUCCAAGACCAGUUGAAUGUGAUGUAGCAGCAAAGUUUGAACCAGUUGAUACAAUCGGGGUUGGCAUCAACAACAGUAGUAAGAGGAUGGCAGGUAAUAAUGACAUGAAGUCUGGGGGUAAAUAUCUAGACUUCGAGUUUUUUUAG
Sphenostylis stenocarpa is the source of this 2283-nucleotide messenger RNA. The record is from the annotation of a GenBank genome assembly. Lineage: Eukaryota; Viridiplantae; Streptophyta; Magnoliopsida; Fabales; Fabaceae.